AUGACAUGGAUAAAAAUUAAUUCAAAACCUUUGCAAUUAAUCAUGGAAGGAAUACGGUAUCAAAGAGUUUGGAAAUUGGAAAGAAGUUUGGAUUUUUGGAAUAGAAUAGUAAAUAUUCAUUAUGAUUUAAAACAGUGGAUUGAAAGUUUUCGUAUGUCUAAAACUAGUAUUUUACAAUUAUGUGAUCAACUCAGAGACGAAUUGGAACCAUUACCAAACUUUUUACAACCUAGAGAACCUAUAUCUGUAGAAAAACAAGUAGCUAUUGCCCUGUACAAAUUGGCAAGUACAGCUGAAUAUAGAGUUGUUGGAAAUGUAAUGGGCAUACAUAAAUCUUCCGUAAAAAAGUGCUUAUACAGAGUAGUAAAGGCUAUUAAUAAAGUCAUGCUGCGUCAAUAUAUACACAUGCCAGAUGAAAUUGAAGCAAGAUUUAUAAGUGACAAAUUUGAAGAAAAGUGUUUCAUUCCCCAAAUUAUUGGCAGUAUUGAUGGAACGCAUGUUGAAGUUAUUCCACCAAAAGAAGGGUAUAGAGAUUUUAUAAACAGAAAAGGAUGGCCUUCAUACAAUAUGCUUGCUGUUGUUGAUUAUAAUGGAAGGUUAUUUUCUCGUAUAUUUAGAAAUAUUGUGGUAAAACAUCCAGGGAGUUGUCAUGAUGCUGCAGUUUUGAAAGACAGUAUUCUAUAUCAAAAUGCUGAUACAAUAAUACCUCAGAGUACUCGUACAAUUAAUGGAUUGGAAAUACCGUUCAUGAUUGUCGGAGAUCCGGCUUAUCCAUUAUUGCCGUGGCUUUUGAAGGGUUUUUCUGGUUCAUUAUCAGCAGAAGAAGAAUCUUUUAAUGUUUAUCUGAACUCUGCUCGAGUAUCAGUAGAGAUGGCAUUUGGUAGACUAAAAGCCAGAUGGAGAAUUCUGCACAAGAUAAAUUGCGAUUACAAAUUUGCACCAGAAAUUAUUUCAGCAUGUUGCAUUUUACAUAAUUAUGUGGAAAGUAAAGGUUAUAUAUUUUUAACACAAUGGUUAAGAGAACUUGAAGUAUCCGAGCUGGCAACACCACAACCAAAUACGCAGACCAAUGUUGAAAAAAAUUCUAUUGAAGGCACAAACAUACGAAAUCAUAUAAAACAAUUUCUAUCAGAGAAUUUUCCAUUGCGAAAAGCAUUAAUACAACCUUGA
Vollenhovia emeryi is the source of this 1170-nucleotide messenger RNA. Its product is annotated as putative nuclease HARBI1. The transcript is spliced from 3 exons. The record is from RefSeq and is a predicted model, not a curated record. Bases 1 to 1170 code for a protein of 389 amino acids. Lineage: Eukaryota; Metazoa; Arthropoda; Insecta; Hymenoptera; Formicidae.